Molecule: messenger RNA, 594 nt
Organism: Lodderomyces jiufengensis
Lineage: Eukaryota; Fungi; Ascomycota; Pichiomycetes; Serinales; Debaryomycetaceae
Gene: ECM1
Product: Ecm1p
Exons: 1
Coding region: 1-594 (197 amino acids)
Biological process (GO): ribosomal large subunit export from nucleus
Cellular component (GO): preribosome, large subunit precursor; nucleolus
Source: RefSeq, a predicted model, not a curated record
AUGCCCAAAAAGGUAUCGAAACGAAGUAGAGCAGCAAGAAGAGGAGAAAUACCCGAUGACACUACAACAAAAUCAAUACAACAACAAAAAGAACCUAUAUCAAAUAAUGAUGGCCUUAAGAAAUCAAUAAUUAGAACUCAAAUUAAAAAUGAGAACUUAUUAAAUAAAAAAUUAGAAUCACUGAAAAUUAAAAAAAACAAAAGGAAAUCAUCAACUACAAAAACCAAAGUGGAAAGAAAUUCGAAAUUACAAGGUAUAUUGGCGAAUAAAAUUGAUUCAAGUAUUGCAAGAGCUACAUAUAUUCAAAAUGCAAGAAAAUCAAAUUGGGAUAAAACUAAUUCGAAUAUAGAAUUGAAAAAUCAUAUGAUUGAUGAUUUUAAAAUUGAACCUACAAAAGAAUUGACGGAAGAAGAGAUAGAGAAAUUGGAAGAAGAUGAAAUUGUACGGAAGUUUUAUGAAGAUAGAGAAAUUAAUGUUGAUGAUGAUGAUAAACAAAAAGAUGAACGAGAAGAUGAACAAAAUGGAGAAGAUGAAGAAGAUAAACCUGAUUUAUCGAAUAAUAAGUUUGCAUUAUUGGAUGAAGUAGAAGCAUAG